Messenger RNA from Cornus florida, 4374 nucleotides. RefSeq names its product protein NRT1/ PTR FAMILY 2.7-like. The record is from RefSeq and is a predicted model, not a curated record. Gene Ontology annotation, molecular function: transmembrane transporter activity. Gene Ontology annotation, biological process: oligopeptide transport; transmembrane transport. The transcript has 4 exons. The coding region runs from base 2194 to 3918 and encodes 574 amino acids. NCBI's taxonomy places the organism in Eukaryota, Viridiplantae, Streptophyta, Magnoliopsida, Cornales, Cornaceae. Gene Ontology annotation, cellular component: plasma membrane.
UGAUAAUAAAUUGAGCAACUACCGACCUGACCCAACAAUUGCACUAAUUGUGAACUUGAAAACAGCUGUUAGUUACGGCUAGUUGUAUCCUUUACCAGUGGUUAUUCUGAAUGGAACUCCGCUGGACUGAGGCCAUGAACGGCGAAGCAAGGAGCAAUCAAGAGGGACUCCGCUCAAUCACUCCGGCGAUCGACUAAUCUGGAGACAUAGGUGGUGGGUGACUUGGAGCUGGGAGGAGAUCCAUUCACUGGCCAGCUCUAAAGAGGAACCCGUUCGAUGAUCGAUCCCAAAGUUUCAGAGAUGGAGACGAUUACAGAUUGCAAGAUAACAGACGGAUUGGGUGGAAGGACGCCACAGUAAAGGUUCGAAUGUCAUAUUCUGUCCAUUUUUAAGGCUUGUGUUGCUGCCCUGUAAGUGUCCUGGCUCGACCAGAAAUGGACCAUACAAGUUUUUUAUUUAUUUAUUUUUUUAUUUUUUAGCAUCAGGAACUUACCUAGGCAGAGCCUUACCCAAGAAUACACCGAGUAAGUCGGAGAAAUUGAAAUACUUGAUAAGAAUCGAACACUGAUCGAUUGAAUGCUAGUCUCAAGCACCUACCAUCACUGCCAAGCCCCCGGGCAGACAAGUUACUAGUGGGAUGCUGUCACACUCUUUCACUGAUCAAACCAAUUGUUAUUCUUGUAAUCAUUGUGAACAGUAUUUUUAUGAUUUAUCGGCGAAAGGGAUAUACAAUUAUGAAGGGAAAAAAAAAAGGGAAAUUGUUGCUGAGUUAUAAUAUAAAUACUUGAGUUUUUUUAUUUUUAUUUUUAUUUUAUUGACUUAAAAAUUACAUUUACCUCUAUUGAAAUUGUAAUUCUAUCCAGAAGAAAUUAUUGGACAUACCAGAUUGUGGACAAUGUAAUACAUUGUCUAAUGAUGAAAAAUUAUUGGCUACUUCAGAGUAGGACUGUGCGACAGUUUAGUACCCCUGCCCGAUAGAAAAUAAUUGAAAUAAAGAUGUUUUUUGUUUUUGUUUUUGUUUUGGUUUUCUGUUUUUUAACUAUGGUUGUGUAAGGCCACUGAGGACCCUAGUUCCAAAAGGGGAUAUUGUGAAAUCUCACAUUGUUUGGGAGAGAAGUUCUUGACAUUUAUAUAUAUAUAUACAUACUCUUUCACUUUGAAAAUUGAAGAAAUAUUGUGCAAAACAAACAAUAUCUAUAUAGGCUAGACGGGUCACUCUGAUGUAUAAUUUGCCGAAACCUACGCUCGCACCAUAUGUAAGUACUAUGAUACCAUGCAAAAUGACUAUUUUACCCCUCUACUAACUAAAAGGACAUUAUUGACCUCACCUUUCAUGUUUAAAAGACCAAACAGUUUCGAAUAUUUUAUAAAUAAAGAUGGGUGCGAGGGGUUCAGAGAGAAAGAACAAAGAGAAAAAAUGUAAGGGGUUUAUGGAUGAAUGUUGUGAGGAGAGGGGAGAGUAUAUGUAAUUCCCGAGUGUAUAUAUGUAGUCUCAAAAAAGAUGAUGAGUGAGUGAGUGGGGUUUUGAUAUGUGAUUGUAUAUUUUCUUUCUUGAUUCAUAAUAGUAAAAUCUCUCUCUCAUGAAUGUAACCCUAGAGUUCGGUGAAUUACGUAAAAUAUUAUGUUGUGCAUGAAUAUGCAUGAUUAUUAGCUUCACAUAUAUUUGUAUUGAUGUGAUAAUACUUUCACUGCACAUGAUAAAUUAAAAUUUUAACUCUCAAUAAUAAUCAACUAUUGAGUGGGUCAAAGGAAGUUAAAUUUUUUCCUAACAAGACAUGAUGUUCUACUUACAUUAUAAUUCAAUGCCACAUGCAAAAUAUAUUCUCCUAUAUUUAACAUCGAUGGUGCACACUUAUAUUAUAAUUCAAUGCAACAUGCAACAUGUAUUCUCGUAUAUUUAACAUCGAUGGUGCACCGUUUUUUUUUUAGUUAAAGAUUGAUGGUGCAUUUCUUUAAUUCAAAUAAAUGCUCGGCCGUCCAAAGCGAAUCUUUCCACGUAAUACAGCCAUGUUAUUUUACUGCUUUGAGACACAUUCAUCAUCAGCCAGUACAACCAUGAUUAUUUAAAUACACCCGUCUGAAUUUUUGGUUCGACAAAGAGAGUAGGAUUGAAGGUACGCCACUAGUGGUUGCUAUGAGACUAAUGGUAAAGGAUCACCUACCCAUGAGACUAAUUUGAGUAGCACACCAGUAAUGGUUGCUACACAGUCACAACAGCUGAAUAGCAACUUGGAGGGCACAAUCUCCGGCGACUCAGAAGUGCAGAUGUCGGUUUCCAGCAGCGAACGAGGCGGUUGGAUCACAUUCCCUUUCAUCAUAGCAACCAUGUCAGGCUUGACACUAGCCUCUGGUGGAGUGAUGGCGAAUCUUAUUGUUUAUCUUAUUGGGGAAUUCAAUGUGAAGAGCAUCGAUGCUGCCCAAAUUUAUAACGUGGUUCACGGUUGCACCAGUUUAUUUCCGGUCAUCGGAGCCAUUAUUGCCGACUCUUUUUUAGGCUGUUUUUCUGUCAUCUCCUUUUCUUCUUUUAUCUCUUUGCUGGGCAUGGUCCUUUUAGUCCUAACAGCGACACUGGAUUCCUUGAGACCUCCACCAUGUGAAAUUGGAUCAAUCUUGUGCACAACCCCGUCAAAAAUCCAAUUCGCAGUCCUAUAUGCAGGUAUAGCACUCGUAUCAAUAGGUGUCGGGGGCACACGCUACACUAUCACAACGAUGGGAGCGAACCAAUUUGAUGAUUCCGGGAACCAUGCAAUCUUCUUUAAUUGGUUCUUUUUCGCCAUGUACACCUCUUCAGUGGUCAGUCUAACAGCUAUUGUCUAUGUCGAGGAUAAUGUGAGUUGGACAAUGGGAUUUGUUCUGUGUGCCGCGGUUAAUGUAAUUGGCUUAGCCAUUUUUUUGCUGGGAAACCGUUACUAUCGUCACAUUAAGCCAAAAGGGAGCCCUUUCUCAGAUUUAGCUCGGGUUUUCAUUGCCGCCAUUAGAAAGAGGAAGGUCUUUGUUUCAUCCAGGAGUGAGGAUUAUUACAAUGAUCAUGAUGAGAUGGAAAGGAUGAUGCCAACUGCACCAACUAAAAGCUUCAAAUGCUUAAAUCGCGCAGCGCUGAAAACAGAAAAAGACGUACAAUUAGAUGGCACAAUCACAAAAUCCUGGAGGCUAUGCAGUGUGCAACAAGUAGAAGAUCUGAAGACCUUAAUUAGAAUUUUCCCACUAUGGUCCACAGGUAUUUUCUUAUGGACCACAAUGGGGGUCCAAGGCAGCUUAGUAAUCCUCCAAACUCUAACCAUGGACCGUCACAUUGGCCCUCAUUUCAAAAUUCCACCUGGGUCCAUCCUAGUUACUGUAUUCAUCUCCACCUCCUUCUCUCUCGCCCUCAUUGACCGAUUCCUAUGCCCCACGUGGCAAAAGCUAACUCAUCGAUCUCCGACACCACUCCAACGUCUUGGGCUCGGCCACGUGUUAUGUGUAAUUAGCAUGGUUGUGUCAGCCUUAGUGGAGUCCAAGCGGCUUGAUAUAGCCCAGGCCCACCAACUCCAAGACCAGCCCGGUUCCACAGUGCCAAUGUUGGCCUUGUGGCUCCUUCCACAACUAGUCAUUGCUGGUAUCGGUGAGGCUUUUCAUUUUCCGGGACAAGUUGCUUUGUACUAUCAGGAAUUUCCGGUGUCUUUAAGAAGCAUGGCAACUGCAAUGAUCGCGAUGAUUGCGGGGAUAGGUUUUUAUCUAAGUACGGCCAUCAUUGAUUUGGCUCGGAAGGUAACUGGAUGGUUACCGGAUAAUAUAAAUAAUGGGAGGCUAGAUAAUGUGUAUUGGAUGUUGGUUGUAGUUGGGGUGUUAAACUUUGGUUAUUAUUUAGUAUGUGCAAGGUCGUACAAGUAUACAAGUGUUGAGAAGGUUGAGGAUGAUAAUUCUAGCUCUUACAAGUGACGUUGAUCCUACAAAAUGAAGGAGGUUUAAUGUAACUACCCACUGUGUUCCUCAAUAAAUAGAUAUAUAUAUAUAUAUAUAUAUAUAUAUAUAUAUAUAUGACAAUUCUAGCUCUUAUAAUGUCGAUCAUACAAAACCAAGGGGCUUUAAUGUAUUUACGUACUGCUAAUAUAUCUCUAUUUAUCUUGUGAUACCUUCAUUGAUUUCACAUCAUCAAAUGACAAUUAAAAUCUGUAGUGUGAGAAACAUCUUAUGUUUUGCCUCUGUUUUUGACACAUCAUUUGUAAAGCAUGAGGUGUGGCAGUGUGGCCACCACUAUCAAUCCUAGGUUCAUUUCUACUUUCCAAACUCACUACUAACUGUUGUCGCGAAAAAAAUAAAUAAAUAAAUAAAUAAAAUAAAUUGUAUAGUAUGUAGGAUAAUUUUUUUUCGAUUUUAUGUUCGAAGUAUGCUAAU